This is a messenger RNA of Physella acuta, 2481 nucleotides long. RefSeq names its product ectonucleoside triphosphate diphosphohydrolase 5. Gene Ontology annotation, molecular function: hydrolase activity. Lineage: Eukaryota; Metazoa; Mollusca; Gastropoda; Physidae. The record is from RefSeq and is a predicted model, not a curated record.
UUGGACCAAGCAGCGUAAUAACAUAAUGGAUGAAAGGAACAUAGAGACCAUCAACAACAGACCUGAAUCUGGAGAUGCUUGCGUUAACUUCAUCAACUCAAAGUGUAUUAUCUUGGCUGUGUUAGUUGUUGCCUUAACACUGUUCAGUGUCACUAAAAUCACAGGCUACAAUCAGUCAGAACAAUCUGUUGAAGAUGUGUAUUCAGUUGUGUUUGAUGCAGGAAGCACAGGAUCAAGAGUGUUUGUCUUUCAUUUUCAUUACUUAAUCAGAGGGACAAACAAAUAUAAAGUCACUUUGGAAAAGGAAGUUUUCCAGUCAGUAGAACCUGGAAUCUCAUCUUAUGCUCAUAAAUUGUUUGAGGUAUCAGAAAGUCUUGAACCGUUGCUGCAUAAAGCAGUGAACUCUGUACCAGACAGCUGUAAGGCCAGAACACCAGUUGUAUUUAAAGCUACUGCAGGGCUUAGACUACUAUCAAAGGAAAAAGCUGAGAAUAUCUUACAAGAAGUGAGAAGACUUUUGGUCCAGUCUCCCUUUCAUUUCCCUGACCCACAGCAGGUGAUUGUCAUGAGUGGAGAGGAAGAAGGACUUUUUGGAUGGGUAUCUGUUAACUUUUUGCUAGAUUUAAUAUGGAGCAAACAGCGUGAUACAGUAACUACUUUUGAUUUAGGAGGUGGCAGCACUCAAAUCACAUUUGAAAUAUCCGUAAAGGAGCACCUUAGUGACUAUGAUAUUGAAGAUUUAUUCAAGAUAAAUUUUAAAGAUUUCCCCGAACGAUUCGUCUUCACUAAAAGUUAUUUGACCUAUGGUUUGAAGUCAGCCAGACUAGCAGUUCUGGGGGGAACUGAAGGUCAAAAUAGCAACAUAUCAUAUGAACAAGCUACACAAGAAAAAAUCCUGCUGCAGACACCAUGUUUGGGUGUUGAUCAAAGUUUUCUGUUUUCACAUGCAGAUCUUCACUAUCUAGUCAGGGGAAGCAAUCCAGACCCCAAUGUACUAUCACAAUGUCAGGAAAAGGUAAUCCAGUUUGUGAGAGCUGGUGCUUUAGUCCAGAGUCAGGAAGUAAACAAGAGAGAAAUUCACCUUUUUUCUUAUUUCUUUGAUGUGGCCAGAUGGUCCAAGCUUAUACCAUGGAAUGUAGACAGCCAGGUUCUCCUUGUUGAAGAUUUUUUAUCAGCUGCUGAGAAGUAUUGUCACCGUGAUAGAAUGUCUAGCAAAUAUCCAUUUUUGUGUAUAGAUCUACUUUAUAUACACAAACUUUUGUCUACUGGAGUUGGAUUGCCGGGCAACAAGGAACUUUACGUAGAAAAAAAGAUCCAUGGGAGAGAAGUCAGCUGGUGUCUGGGUGCUGCUCUAUCUCAAGAUUUUUUCACAGUUUCAAGUCUGGCCCAGCGUCAAGUUUAAAGUUGUGAUAUGAAGUUGCAAUAUGUCUUUCAUAUUUUAUCAAGUCUCAAAAAUCCUCACAAGAAUGAAAGAGCUUUUUCCAGUUUUCAUUUUAAAAAGUAAAUACUCAUUAUGCAAUUGUUUUCUUAUUGAUUUUUUUUAAAAAGGCUUUUUGUGUACCUAAAUAUGGUCUAUUGUUAAAUGUGAUCAGUGUUCAUCUUAAUAAGACCACAUUAUAAAAAUAUUUAUUUAUAUAUUUUUUGCUUGACAAAUAAAAAAACAUCAAUGUUCAAAGAAAGUUCUUUGCUUUGUUAUAAAAACAUCAAGAAAACACCUUUAAAAAACAGAAAUAAACACAAGUAUUAAUGUAAGGCGCUGAACUGUUUUUUUCUUAAUCACAGGUGAAGUAGAUGGUCAGAUACAAUUUUAAGCAACAUUUGAUUUUGAAACUGAAAACUAAAGUUUAUUAUUAGAUGUAAAUCUAUAGCCAACUUUUUUUCCUAUUUUAAAAAUCUCAGAUAUACAUUAUUUUUUAUCUUCAUUAUAACAUCUAUUGUCCAGCAUUAAAAAAAUUGUUUUAUUCAUUUUUAUACCUAGACCCACAUUUUUUAUUUAACAAUAAUGGUUUUCAUGAUAUCAAAUUUCAAUGUGUAGGAAAAAAAAUGGUCACAGGUAUCAGCUAUAGCAGACCUCAUUCAAUAAUUUUGUUCCUUUAACACUUGGAAUAACCCACUUGAUGUUAAAUUUUAUUGUUGGGGUGGUGUGCAAUGUAAAUCUUGUUUACUUAUUUGAUUUUAGACUUUUUUAAACACAUGAAAUAUAAACAUUGUUAAAAACCUUGUAACAAUUAAAUAAGUUGUUGAGAGUCUGAUAAACAAAAUUAAACAGCAGACUGUUGAGUAAGUAGAUAUAUCUCUUUCAGAAACUGACUGCUAGGGUAACCAUGUUUUAGAACUUACUUGACAGUACAUUUAUUUCAUAAAAUGUUGGGAUUGCCGAGAUACUAUUCUGGUGGAAUAGUAUUAACUACUUGUCUCUAAAUACUUUACAAACAGCCUACACAUUUACUGCCAAAUACUCACUUGAUGAAUAAAAAAGAA